UACAAAGUAUUUGCUUGCGGCUUCAAGUAAACCACCACCACUUUACCACAAACAAACAAUCACAAAUCAAACCAAACCAAACCAAACCAACCAGUCAAAAUGGGCGCCGUCGUCUCUUGCAUCCAGAGUGCUCUCCGCACCAUCGGCCGCACUAUCAUGGCCAUCAUCAACGGCAUCGGCAACAUCAUCAUGGCCAUCGUCAACGGCAUCAUCAACUUCCUCGGCAUCAUCGUCGGCUUCCUCACCUGCAACACCUGCGGCGGUCGCCGUCGCCACGGUGGCACCACCACCCGCAAGAGCAGAGGGUUUGGGAGGAGGAGACAUGGGACUACUGCUGCCAUUUAAGUCCCAUCAACACAGCCGCAGCUCAUGAUUGAUGGGAAAGGGGAUGAUUUCUUUUGUUAUCGAUGAAUGGGAUAUGAACUGGUGUUUUUUCUCUUUUGCAAAGCGACGGAGUGGAGGAUAAUGAAUAAAGAUACCCAAAUACCCAGACUGCGUUUCUUACGCGGGAGCAGUCAGGAGGGGAGGCGAGGAGAAGGGGAGGAGGAAGGGCACUGCGUUUUGAUGGGGGUUACCUACUAGAUAA
Molecule: messenger RNA, 586 nt
Organism: Podospora pseudopauciseta
Lineage: Eukaryota; Fungi; Ascomycota; Sordariomycetes; Sordariales; Podosporaceae
Exons: 2
Coding region: 100-345 (81 amino acids)
Source: RefSeq, a predicted model, not a curated record